AUGACCGUCGACAAGCGGCCCCGCAAGGCCUACAUCGCCUUGGGGAGCAAUCUUGGCGACCGCAUCGCCGAGAUCGAAAGGGCCUGUCGUGAGAUGGACGCAAGGGGCAUCGCCGUCACGCGCACGAGCAGCCUGUGGGAGACAGAGCCCAUGUAUGUCACCGACCAGGACCGCUUCGUCAAUGGAGCUUGCGAGGUCGAGACCACCUUGGAGCCUCUUGACCUCCUGGACCAACUCCAGGCCAUCGAGAACUCCAUGGGCCGCAAGAAGGUGAUUGACAAGGGGCCAAGGAAUAUCGAUCUUGAUAUUCUCCUCUACGAGGACCAGGUCGUGGAUCAUGACAGACUCAAAAUUCCGCACAUCGGCAUCCCAGAGAGGGAGUUCGUGCUCCGCCCUCUGGCAGAGCUUAUCCCUACCAAGGCGUUGUACCCGCAAAAUCCCUGGAAAUUCACACAAGACUACCUCAAUGAGCUCGCGCCUUCGUCACCACCACUGACGACGCUCACUCCCUUGUCCGUCUCUCAGCCCCCUCUGCAGGCCUUCAAGCCCUCUCGCAAGACCCACGUCAUGGCCAUCCUCAACAUGACCCCCGACUCCUUCUCCGACGGCGGUAUGCAUCCGGCCUCAACACAGCCAAGCCUCGCAGUUACCAUCCGGUCCUUCGUCGCCUCAGGAGCGACCAUGAUCGACGUCGGCGGACAGUCCACCGCGCCGAACCGCCCCGAGGUCACCGCCGAAGAGGAGCUCGCCCGCGUCCUGCCCGCCAUCAAGCUCAUCCGCUCCAUCCCCGAGGCGAGGGAUGUCCUCAUCAGUGUGGACACGUACCGUGCCUCCGUUGCCGAGGCGGCCGCCCAGGCCGGCGCCGACAUCAUCAACGACGUGUCAGCCGGCGUCAUGGACCCGGACAUGCUGCCGACCGUGGCGAGGCUGGGCAAGACGGUGUGCCUCAUGCACAUGCGCGGCACGCCGGCCACGAUGAGCAGCCUCAACGACUACAGCGGCAGCUCCGGCAGCGAGAGCGACGGGCCGCCCGCCGCGGAGGGCCUCACGGGCGACGGCCUCAUCCCGGCCAUCGCGCGGGAGCUGCUGGAGCGCGUGGCGGCCGCGGAGGCGGCGGGCGUGCGCAGGUGGCGCAUCAUCCUGGACCCGGGCUUGGGCUUCGCCAAGCUGGGCGAGCAGAACCUGUCCAUCCUGCGGCACCUGCACGAGCUGCGGGUGUGGCCCGGCCUGCGGGGGCUGCCGUGGCUGGUGGGCUCGAGCAGGAAGAGCUUCGUCGGCAAGUUCACGGGCGUGGCGCGCCCUGCCGACCGCAUCUGGGGCACAGCGGCCACCGUCGCGGCGGCGGUCGAGGGCGGCGCCGACAUCGUGAGGGUGCACGACGUCAAGGAGAUGGGCCAGGUCGUGAGGAUGUCUGAUGCCAUCUGGCGAUACUGA
Molecule: messenger RNA, 1434 nt
Organism: Diaporthe citri
Lineage: Eukaryota; Fungi; Ascomycota; Sordariomycetes; Diaporthales; Diaporthaceae
Exons: 3
Coding region: 1-1434 (477 amino acids)
Biological process (GO): tetrahydrofolate biosynthetic process
Cellular component (GO): mitochondrial envelope
Molecular function (GO): 2-amino-4-hydroxy-6-hydroxymethyldihydropteridine diphosphokinase activity; dihydropteroate synthase activity
Source: RefSeq, a predicted model, not a curated record